This is a messenger RNA of Gossypium raimondii (Peruvian cotton), 845 nucleotides long. RefSeq names its product ethylene-responsive transcription factor RAP2-1. The record is from RefSeq and is a predicted model, not a curated record. Gene Ontology annotation, biological process: regulation of DNA-templated transcription. Gene Ontology annotation, molecular function: DNA-binding transcription factor activity; DNA binding. NCBI's taxonomy places the organism in Eukaryota, Viridiplantae, Streptophyta, Magnoliopsida, Malvales, Malvaceae.
GAAAUUAAGAGGUGUAGAUGAUGGUUUAUGUCGGCCAAAUUUGUAUUUAAGUAUAUACGAUCAACGUGGCGGCCGUGCCCCGACGACAAACUAGCAGCCAAGUGGGAAACUAUACUGCAAUUCAUUUCACCCCCCACUCUCUGUUUAUGGUUUUGGUUUUUUGGGAGGGUUCCGGCCAUGGAAGGUGACUGUUGUUCUUCAUCGACAUCGAGUUCAACGAGCGGUGAGAAGCCGAAGGCGGAAAGGACACAACAAAAGGAGAAACCAUAUAGAGGGAUAAGGAUGAGGAAGUGGGGGAAAUGGGUGGCUGAAAUAAGGGAACCUAACAAGAGGUCUAGGAUUUGGCUCGGGUCGUAUACCACCCCCGUUGCCGCCGCCCGUGCCUACGAUAUCGCCGUGUUCUACUUACGAGGUCCGUCCGCGAGGCUUAACUUUCCUGACCUUAUAGAAAAGGAUAAUAAGCAGGAUAUCUCUGCCACUUCCAUACGGAAGAAAGCGGCUGGUGGGGCGAAAGUUGAUGCUUUGCAAACAUCAUCGGUUUAUCAUCAUGGUGGUUCUUCGUCGGACUCACCGAAUAAUACUCGUCGAGUUUUGUUGAAGCCUGAUUUGAAUAAGUACCCCGAAAUUUCCGAUGAAGAUUGAAUCACAGAUAGGAACACACCCCUCACAAAUCAACAAAUGUUCAUAGGCACCAUUUUUUCCUUUUGUUUAUUUAAGAAUAGAAUCAAUGGAGAAAUGGAUUGGUUCUAUUUGAUAAGGUUAUGUUUUACUUUGGAAUACUAUUGAAACUUUAGUUAGUGGCUUGUAACUUAACUUUGAUAGUCAUGGAAUAGGGAUUUAGCUUA